Coregonus clupeaformis (lake whitefish) is the source of this 2808-nucleotide messenger RNA. RefSeq names its product protein Dr1. Gene Ontology annotation, biological process: negative regulation of transcription by RNA polymerase II; positive regulation of transcription by RNA polymerase II; chromatin remodeling. The record is from RefSeq and is a predicted model, not a curated record. The transcript has 3 exons. Lineage: Eukaryota; Metazoa; Chordata; Actinopteri; Salmoniformes; Salmonidae. Bases 607 to 1137 code for a protein of 176 amino acids. Gene Ontology annotation, cellular component: negative cofactor 2 complex. Gene Ontology annotation, molecular function: protein heterodimerization activity; general transcription initiation factor activity; core promoter sequence-specific DNA binding.
UGUUCGCGUAGAGUCGUUUCCGGAGACAUUUCAGUGCUGAUGAAGCGGACAUAAGAGAAUAAAUGAAUUAAAGUAUUUAGUUCGAGCGAUAAAGGAACAGCAAUUCUCGUACCAGUGCAUACAAUAUUUUGUUUGAAACAGUGUUUUGGAUCAACACUGCGUUACGAAAUGAUCCCAACGACACGUUUACUAGCGUAGCCAUGUCCUCAAUAGCCGCUGCAAAGCCGUGUUGUAGCUAGCUAACGUUGCGAGAGGGACCAAAGCUAACGUUAGCUAACGUAACUCGCUAGCUAGUUUUCUGUUUACGUUGACUUUUCCGUUACAUCCCACGUCUCUGCAGUAGCAUUAUGGUGUGCUGUGUCAAUUGGCUUUUUUUUGUAGCUAGCUAGUUUACUAUACAUAGCCAAGUAGAUAGCUAACGUUGGCUAGUUUAAAUAACUUUUUAAACCUAAUUACUCCCGAGUUCGGCUAACUAGCUAAUGUUAGCUUCUAACUCACGACAUUGUUCAACACAAAGACCGCUGCGAAACCCAACUAUCAACGCAAGGGUUUCGUUUGUACUACGUUAACUAGACAAUCUUGCUAGUUAACGUUAUCUGGAAUACGAUGGCUUCUUCGUCGGGAAACGAUGACGACCUCACCAUUCCCAGGGCAGCUAUCAACAAAAUGAUCAAAGAAACUUUGCCCAACGUACGGGUUGCCAACGAUGCGAGGGAACUUGUUGUGAACUGUUGCACAGAGUUCAUACAUCUAAUUUCAUCAGAGGCGAAUGAAAUAUGUAACAAGUCUGAAAAGAAGACUAUAUCUCCUGAACAUGUCAUUAAUGCACUUGAAAGCCUGGGUUUUGCAUCAUACAUCACAGAAGUGAAGGAUGUCUUGCAGGAAUGUAAAACAGUAGCACUUAAGAGGAGAAAGGCCAGCUCUCGCCUGGAGAACCUGGGUAUCCCAGAGGAAGAGCUCCUUCGACAACAACAGGAACUCUUUGCUAAGGCGCGGCAGCAGCAAGCAGAGCUAGCCCAACAGGAGUGGCUCCAGAUGCAGCAGGCUGCCCAGCAGGCCCAGUUGGCUGCAGCAUCCGCCAGUGCUGGACAGCAGGCUGGCUCCUCCCAGGACGAGGAUGACGAGGAUGACAUGUGAUGAUGAAGAUGACACCUUGGACUGGGAUUUGAGCAACAACAAGAAGGCAGGGUCUUCAUUAGGGCACACCAUAGCAAAACAUUUUGCAAUGGAUACUGAAAGCGAUCGUCUGUUAUUGGAUAACUACAGAUAGUAGGCUACCACCCUGUUUCGGGCUGUUUUCUCCCUGUUUUGUGACUAUUGAACACGACCCAGGCCAAAUCCCUUAUUUUCUUUGGACAGUGUCAGCAAGCAGCCCUCUCUCUCCCAACGAUCUCAUUGGCAGAGAUCUGAGCUGUGUUCGGACAUUAUGCACAAUAAUCCCACCAGUCCAGUAUCAGGCGUACACAUUGUUAUGGACAGUUUCAAGGUAUAUAGAUAGAUAUCUUUUUUUCUUUUUUUGACAGCAGUACCUGAAAACGAACAUAUUUGGAUAAAGAUGCAUUUUCAAGCAUUCCUCCACUUAUCCUAAAUUUUAUUUUUGCCAAUCACAAAUCAAAUGUUAAAUCUGUCAUGGAAUUGUGUCAUGUACUGUGUGGUUUGUAGAUUGGAGAUUAAUGUUGGAUGCAAGGUAGCAUGGAAAAUGCUGCUGAAGGCAGAUGGAGUGUUGAAAAAAAGUAUCAUGGUUUUGGCUAUGUUGAGAAAAGAACGUUAGUACAGUUCAGGUACUGCUCCUUUAGGUUGUGUUUCUACUAGAUUGUUUGGGGGUUUCAGGAGAACAGCUCCACACUCUUUGUCAAAGGUGGGCUUUACUUAUUCCUCCUACUGGCUUGUGAUCCUUUUUGAGUAGUCGUUUUUACAGAAAUAGUUCCUUCUUCGUAUGUUUGUUUAACAGGACGGAUGUGUCCCAAACAGCACCCUAUGUCCUAUAUAGUGCACUACAUUUGACCCGAACCCUAUAGGCCCUGGUCAAGUAUUCUACUAUAAUGGGAAUAGGGUGCCAUUUGGGACGCACACAACAUUUCGGAAACACUUAGAGGGGUUGUGAAUAUGAUUAGUAAAAUAGGAUUUCGAAAUGCUUUUUAUUUUAGCUCAGUCAUUAUCUAAGUAGGUUGAUGCUUUUUUCUUAUGUUCACCUACAGUAUUGCUAAUUGAUUAGCUACUCAUUUGAGAUUCUUUUUGACCCAUAGAACCAAAUAUAUAGGUUGUAUCCCAAAUGGCACCCUCUUUCCUAUAUAGUGCAAUACUCUUGACCAGAACCCAAUUGGCCUUGGUUAUAAGUAGUGCACUAUAUAGGGAAUAGGGUGCAAUAUGGGGCAUAGCUUAACAACCCUGAGUAUAUGAGAUGAGGCCAAGGUGUAUGUUCCAUGUGUAGAAUAAAGAGACUUGGGUGCAGUGUGCACUCAGGUUACUGUUCACAAUGCUGAUGGUAACUUUUACUUUGUAAAAAUGCUUUAUCUUCUUGGCUUAAUCUGCUUUUGUUUGCAUCCCAAAUGGCAGCCUAUUUUCUCUAGUGCAUAUGAAUACUUUGUCUCUAGUCAAAAGUAGUGCACCGUGUAGGAAAUAGGGUUCCAUUUGGGGCACACACUUUUUCUCCAGUGUGGUAUGAAAAAGUUGCAUUGUGAAUGUGUGGUGAAUUCUUUAAAAAUGUAGAGAUUGGUAACCUCUACGUGUGAUACACAUUCACAUGCCUUCUAUAAAGUUGUAUUCUUUAAGCAAUAAAGUUAACAUGUUUUAUAGAGACCAACCCUU